AGCGCACCGACCGAUCAACCUCGCGUCGUCACCUUCGAUCACUAUGGCUGCCAUCGCUUCCUCCGCGUCCGUCGCGCCCCAGGUGGUCCGCUCCACCAAGGCGAUCGCGCCCUCCCGCGCGGCCCUCGCCAUCAAGCCCACGCGCGCCCGCCGCGGCGUGACCGUCGCCGCGCGCGCGGCGCUCUACUUCCCCGGGGAGACGGCUUACAUCGAGCAGAUCGCGUCGGAUUACCCGGAGAAGGGGAUCGCGAACUGGGAAGAAGCGCGCUGCCUGUUCAGCGAACUCGGGUACAACAUCCUGGACAUUCGCUCCGAGUGGGAGAUCGACUCCGUUGGGAACUUCCCCAGGGAGCUCCCGUCCGACCACAAGUCCGGCGCGAAGAUCUACACGGUGCCGCUCAUCAACGCGAGGGCGCAGUACGAUUCGGACGCGGGGAAGAAGGUUGUCAAAGACCAGCAGCCCAACCGCGACUUCAUGAACCAGGUGAAGAAGAUCUUCCCGGACACGAACGCGAAGAUCAUCAUCUGUUGCUCGGACGGCCGCAACCGCGCGAUUCAGGCGCUCGAGGCGCUGGACGAGGCUGGCUACGUGAACAUCGUCGGCCUCCGCGGCGGGUACAACAUGUGGAACCGCACCUGGGACGCGAAGUUGCGUCGUCGCAACUUGCCGGGGGAUUUCCAGGAGGAGUACCAGCACGGCGCGGACGGAUGCGGCGUGCACGCGACCGGGGCGUCGUUCCAAAACCAGGACGCGUUCCAGUACCCGGACUGGAAGGACGACACCGACUGGAUCGACUGGUCCGCGUGAACGCGACGCGACGAACGCGUGAGUUCGCGAAGAGACGAUCGAUGACGGUAAAUACUCGUAAAUAAAAAAUGACCGACGCCGCGACUCCCGACCGGGGGAAACGCGGCGCCGCGCGGGCGACGAGACGCAGACGAUCGUCGCGCGCGCGACGAUUGUUUCGUGGUCGAUCGCGGAGGACGCGGGGAUUCGCUUUAGCUUGGCGGUUCGCGCGAAAUCUCAGAGAUGAAUGACACACGAGACGAGAUUUUC
Micromonas pusilla CCMP1545 is the source of this 1057-nucleotide messenger RNA. RefSeq lists its product as uncharacterized. NCBI's taxonomy places the organism in Eukaryota, Viridiplantae, Chlorophyta, Mamiellophyceae, Mamiellales, Mamiellaceae. The transcript has 3 exons. The record is from RefSeq and is a predicted model, not a curated record. The coding region runs from base 44 to 808 and encodes 254 amino acids.